Seminavis robusta is the source of this 2255-nucleotide messenger RNA. NCBI's taxonomy places the organism in Eukaryota, Bacillariophyta, Bacillariophyceae, Naviculales, Naviculaceae. The record is from the annotation of a GenBank genome assembly.
AAAGAAACUCGAAGCAACCAAGCUCGAUUGCCUCUUACCUUGAUGCAUUACACCACGUCUCCUGGCUACUUCCCUCCCACCAAUAAGCCGUUGUGAGUCAUUGCUUCAUUGCCGAGUGACUGACGUCUACCGGUAUUCAAGAUCAUUCUAUCAAUUCUCCAUGUCCUCGGUAGCACUGUCCUGUUCCACUGCAUCAUCCUUAUCAAGUAUACCUCCACGAGAAUCCGUGGCAGUUUUAGUGAAAGGACCCGAGUGUGGGAGCGAAGAGCAAGGUGUCAUUUCUGUCGUACCCGCCCGUUGUUUGAGCGUGGAUUUCUCGGACUCUCCGUUGCCCCAAAAUAAGCACACUACCAUGCUGCAAUCUCUGUUUCGUGGCACUGGCGAAGAAAUACUAAAAGCACCAGAAGACCACGAACUCCAUCCAGUGAGAUUUCUGCAGCAGCCAAGCCAAAGUAAUAGUCAAGAUGUGACACGGGAUUAUGGCUACAAGUACGAAUUCUGCGAUGAUCCACGCAAUAAUCAAGAGGAAGUGGAUGGGAACUGCUGUCGUGUACCUGGAGAAGGAGACGAUGUGGAUAAUGAAAGUGAUGAGGAUGAUAGAAGUGACAGUGAAUCCUUAUUGGACCAAGCAGCCUAUUCGCCAUUGCCCUCCUCCUCCAAUACUAGUAAUGGGACAGACGGCUUGCAUCAUACCACAACCCGCACUAUCACAAUUCAUGAUCCUACUGACGACCCCCGCAUUUAUCUACUGGGAAAGUGGUAUGAUCUAGAACGAGAAUACGAGCCAAAACGAGACGAUGAAUUGUCCCUGUUUUGGUUGACCUACCGCAGUGGCUUUCCAGAAAUUUCUCCUUACGACAUUUUCUCUGAUGCCGGGUGGGGUUGCAUGCUACGAUCGGCGCAAAUGAUGCUCGCACAAGCCUUACGGGUGCAUUUCAAGUCGAGAGACUGGAGAUCCCAUCGAUUGUCCAUUUCCCAACGACGCCGAGAACCAUUCUUGCGCAGUCUCUUGACGUGGAUGGCUGACUUUCCAUCGGCAUCCGAUAAUGUCUACUCCUUGCACAAUAUGGUGGCGACGGGACACGCCAAGUACGAAAUUUUGCCAGGAGAAUGGUACGGACCUGGCACGGCUUGUCAUGUGUUGCGGGAUUUGGUACAUGCACAUGAAAUACGACAAGUUGCACUCUGGAAGAAAAAGAAACAGCAACAAGUACAACAAUUGCGACAAUUAGAACAACAACAACAAAAUGACACAGAUGACAAGAAUGCAACAAUAAACAAUAUUACCCUCAUUAAGGUACCAGACAAACCAAUCCGGCUAUUUCGGGUUCAUGUGGCGGCACAGGGAUCUGUCUAUCAUGAUGCCGUGCACGAACUCAUGACCAAGGAGAGUCGCGCGGUAUAUGAAGCUGCCAAACAGAAACAAAGCAAUGCCUCCAAAACGGUGGUACCAGACCACCCACUAGCCAGUGCCGAACAAGAAUUGAAAGAAGCACAGGAGGAACAAGCCGCAUUGCAACAACUGGAAUGGGAUACGGGACUGCUGCUGCUGAUUCCGCUCCGGUUGGGCCUGAAUGGGAUCAAUGAGGAGUAUGCCAAGUCCAUCUCCUUUACCUUUUCCAUACCGUAUUCUGUUGGUGUGCUGGGAGGAAGACCCCGAGGAGCUAGAUGGUUCUAUGGUGCUUGGUCCGAUGGCAGCAGGAUUCUCGGCUUGGAUCCCCAUACUGUACAACAGGCACCACGCCGUAGAACGGCUCGAAUCAAUGGAAAGUCCAUUUCCGUAGUUGACAUUUCGGAGGCAUAUCUGCGAUCAGUGCACACCACCAGCCAGGAAACAGUGCCAUUGGUACGAAUGGAUCCGAGCAUUGCGCUGGGAUUUUACUGUCGGUCGCCCAAAGAGUUGCAACACUUGCAGGAUCUCAUGAAUGCAUGGAAAAAGGCCAACCCAGGGCUGCCUGAAAUCUUCUCCUUUGCCGACAAGAGCCCUGAUUAUGAAAAUGGUAACAUGAUAUCAUCCUCCAUGAUGGAUGAUUGACUGGUGAUAUGGCAGGUGGAUCCUUAUUGGACGAUGAAGAAGAAGAAGGCGAUGCAGAGAGUGACGAAGAUGAGUACGUGAUGCUGUAGCUGAUCACAGUUGCACUUAUGUUUUUGUGCAGCCACAACCCGACAAGUUAUCAUUUGCUCAACGGGUACUAGCUAGCUCAUAUUUCACCUCUAUAGCUUUAGAACUUUGUUACUAGCUGGCUUGUGGAGCA